AUGGGUUCGAAGGCUCUUGUAUCUGCCACGCCAUAUGUCUACAAGUCGUUACCAAAUCGACGUCACAUACGACUUUUGAAAAUCUCGUACUGCGCGGCGGAUGAGGAACAUCAUUCACGGCCCUUGUACAGCCUCAACUCUGUAGAACUGCCUCCCGGCGACACACAGCUCGACUUUGAAGCAAUUUCAUAUGCGUGGGGCAUAUCAGACCGUCUUUUCAGUGUUCCUAUCGACAAUGGAGUCGGACAUAUUGGUCUCACAGCCAACCUGGCAGAAGCUCUGCCCCACAUCAUCAAACAUUCGGCCACAAAGUGCCUGUGGAUCGAUCAGCUAUGUAUCAAUCAAGAAGAUGGCACCGAGAAGUCCAUUCAAUUAGGACUCAUGUCCGAGAUCUACAAAAGAGCUACUCGUACAAUUGUCUGGCUGGGCCAAGAGGACGAAAACAGCCGACUCUGCAAGCAAUGGCUUGAAGCUGUCGAUGAGCUGAUACCGAAACUCAAUUUGAAGAAGCUAGUGAAGAUCGGGAGUCCAGAAUAUGACUCUAAUAUCCGGAAAGUAGUACUCAUGGAUACUUUCACGAGCUCUGACGCAAGCUCCGCCUGGAUUCCUGCGAUUGGUAGAUUUUGGAGUCGACCGUGGUUUCGAAGGGGAUGGGUGGUGCAGGAAAUGAUACUUGCGAGGGAGUUGUUGUAUCUGACUGGUGAUAUCGUGUUCAGUUUGCAAGAUCUCGAAGAUCUGUUCACUACGCCUAUGGAUAGGUUCAAAGAAUAUCCAGAUCUCAAGGCUGAUAUCGAUAAUGGCAUCUUGAGUUAUCGAGUACUAAUGCAGCUCAAGACAGAUCCUUUCACGACCACGCCGGAGCCACGCCUCAUCGAAGGACUUGACUUUGUUCCAGACUAUAACUCGUCUAUAAAGGAGAAUUUCACCCGCUUCGCAACUACCAUUGCCCGCCAAUAUGGCUCCCUCGACUUCCUUUCCCUCUGGUCCGCAAACCUAGACCCCCGCCUUCCAAACACACACCCCGAUUUUCUCGACUUUCCUUCCUGGGUCCCCUCAUUCACCGCAACACCCCUUUGUGCACCCUGGCGUCUCGCAGUCGGAGGCGUACGCUCAUGGGGCACGAAUAUAAGUUGGAACGCAGCAGCCGGGCGUCUUCACAACCACAACGCAACUCCAUACACACCGACGACCAAACGUCUCCAUGUUCGCGGCCAAAUCAUCGAUCACAUCUCCUUCCUAAGCACUACUCGCUUUGCAAAGUGGUUCGACGUGGACACUUCUUAUCUCGUGUCUCUUACCUCGCAGCUCCAAUCUGACAUCCCAGGCCUCGACCGCUGGACCUACAUUGACCUCAUCCACUUUCUCAACACCGCAGCUUCAAACGGAACCGCCCCUCGAGAAACCGCAGAGCAGAUCCUCGGUCUCGCACCCGCUGUGCUCCCGGAUUCCGAGCGGCAUUUGCUUUUGCACGAGAAUGCGGUCGGUGCGUGUUUGAUGAUGGGGCGUGGGCGUAAGUUUAUGAGGACGGAGGGGGGGAGAUUGGGUUUGGCGCCUUGGAUGGAUUCGAGGGCCAGGGUUGGUACGGAGAUUGGCAGUGUGAUUGUGGUUUUGCACGGGUGUUGUGUGCCGAUUAUUCUAGAGCGGGUUGUCGAAGAUGACGAUGAUGAAGACAAUAAGGAUGAUAAAAGAGGAGAGGGAAAGCAGGGGCAGUGGAAGGUGAUUGGCGAUUGCUACAUCGAGGGCGUGAUGUUUGGAGAGGAUGUCAUGUGGGAAGAAGAGGAUGCAAAGGAAUUUAUACUUAUUUGA
Messenger RNA from Plenodomus lingam JN3, 1806 nucleotides. NCBI's taxonomy places the organism in Eukaryota, Fungi, Ascomycota, Dothideomycetes, Pleosporales, Leptosphaeriaceae. The record is from RefSeq and is a predicted model, not a curated record.